CUGCCUGACUCACAGGCUUUGACACAAGCCAGAUGGCUGCGAUUGGUAGGCGCACAGGCUGCCUGGUACUGCAGCUGAUGAAACAGAAUAGGAAGACGUUUUAUGAUCAGUUGCGGGAGCACAAUAAGACUGCAGCUUUGCUAGGGGUCAGAAGAGACCAUGCACAAUCUUCUCUUCUAGUUCAGGAAAUGUACAAGAAAAAUCAUUCCUGACUCUUGCCCCUGUUCUUUGCCUCUGGUUUUGUUGGUGAGGAUAUCACAGUGAUGUCUGCAUUCAACCUGCUGCAUUUGGUGACAAAGAGCCAGCCAGUGGCCCUGCGAGCCUGUGGGCUUCCCUCAGGGUCAUGUAGGGAUAAAAAGAACUGCAAGGUGGUCUUUUCCCAGCAGGACCUGAGGAAGCGGCUGACGCCCUUGCAGUACCAUGUCACUCAGGAGAAAGGGACUGAAAGUGCCUUUGAAGGAGAAUACACUCAUCAUAAAGCUCAUGGAAUAUACAAAUGUGUUGUGUGUGGAACUCCUUUAUUCAAGUCAGAAACAAAGUUUGACUCCAAUUCAGGUUGGCCUUCAUUCUAUGAUGUGAUCAGUCCUGAUGUCAUUAUGUUCACCGAUGACUUCUCAUAUGGGAUGCACAGGAUCGAAACAGGCUGCAGCCAGUGUGGUGCUCACCUGGGGCAUAUCUUCGAUGAUGGGCCUCGUCCAACUGGCAAAAGAUAUUGCAUAAACUCUGCUUCAUUAUCAUUUGAGCCUGGAGAUAAGAACAAUGCUGAAGAAGGCUGCAGUAGCACCAGUCCAGCUCAAACAGACAAAACCGAUUUGUAGGGCUAAAGGCAGUCUGCAGAAAGUUCAUAGCUUAUGAAGAAUGGUUUUUUUUCUAACUUGACUGCUAUAUUAGCUCCUAUUUUUAAAUUUUUAAAGGCAUUCUGCACCAUUUUUCUUUGCUGAAAUUGAGGCCUUGUCUGCCAACAUAUUUUACUAUAUAAUAAGAUCUAAAUAUUUGUUGACUGAUUCUUUUGGUUUGUUUUGGGGGAAUGCUUUAGGGAAGCCUUAAAACAAGAAACUUAAGAUCCAUUUGUUAUUCGUUUCUUCUUAUCACUUUGUUAGCAUAGGUUUGAAUAUUUUUCCUUUUUUGUAAGCAGAAGGGGAUUGUAGUUAUCUUCAGACAAUAGAAGACUCCUAAAUGUAAUAAAAUUAUUGAGAUCCCAGCACAUCUGUGGUUCUGAUUUGCGAGGCAUGUGGCCUUUGAUUGUGUGUAUUCAACCAUCAUAGUAUAUCAACCACACCCUGCGAAAACUUGGACUUAAGCAAUUCCCUCUUAACUAAAAGUGAUGGAUGAAAUGUAAAGCCUUCCUUUGGCUAAAUUACUGCCGAAAUAAAAAGGGUGUAGACAUUGCAGAGAAGUAUAUGUUGCACUACAAUCAAUUUUCCUCCCCUGUAGGAUGUUAGAAUGGAGUAUUAAAUCCGUCUUGAAACUAUUAAGCUUCACUAGUUCAGGGUUCACUGAAUAGCCUUUGCUUGUUUGUGAGGCUUUGUCUUCUGCAGCUACAACUAUUAGAUGUCUGAAUUUGGAUUAAAAUAUAAAGGGGAUUCUUUAUGUAGGAAGGAGCAGGUAGAACUUGUAGAGAAUUGAAGUGGAUGUGAGUUCAUAAAGGUGGGCUGUUUCCUCUAUCCAAAGCAAGGAGUCCUUACAAGGCAUCAGCAGAACCAUAGAAGAGACUCCAAGGACUUGAGGGAACUGCAUAAAGAAAAGUGAAACCCUUCUGAAAUACUCUCCAUUUUUAAAUUAAGCGGACCAGGGCCCAUAAACCCUUGAAGGGCCAGUUUUUGUUAUAUUUAGCUAUGGUGAGGGAUAUGGAGUGGAGAGGGUGACGUAACAAAGGAGCAUGAAAAAGGCUGUCAAAAAGCCAGACUAUUCACUUAGUGAGAAAAAUUGCUGGUUUCACCUGGCAAGAAAUUUUCCACAAUUGCUCUCAGCAUUUACUUUAGUCGCAUAUGGCUAUAAUUGUGAGCAAUAAGGUUCUCUAAGCUUUAGUGAUAUAGUAUUAUCUAAUAUCACUUUGCCUUGAAAUGUUCAGUGACCAGUCAGAUCAAGUGCUUCCUUUGUGAAUAUCCCGUUAUGAUUGACAUUGGGUCUAAUUCUUGUCCCAUUGGGAACAAAAAUUCCCCUUGAUUUUAAUGGAAGCAGAAUUGAGCCUAUUAUACCAAUAAAAUUGAACAUAUUACCUGAAAUGUAGAGUAUGGCUGCCCUUUGAAAUAGGGGCGAUUCCCAGCUCAGUGAGAUGUUCACACAGUUGCUCUGUUUGGUUGAGUUACCUGGCUAAAAAUAGAGGAUAGCAGCGGCAGUGCAAUUGAAGAGAGGGGCUCCCCACCUCAAGUGUGCACUUAAACUCUCAGACUGUGGUCAGGACUUGCACUGUGGGGCUCACAGUCUAUUUUUAGCACGCUAGCUCAAUGGGGAUGGGCUCAGCUUGGGAUGGAAACA
Molecule: messenger RNA, 2478 nt
Organism: Pelodiscus sinensis (Chinese soft-shelled turtle)
Lineage: Eukaryota; Metazoa; Chordata; Testudines; Trionychidae
Gene: MSRB3
Product: methionine sulfoxide reductase B3
Biological process (GO): protein repair; response to oxidative stress
Cellular component (GO): cytoplasm
Molecular function (GO): peptide-methionine (R)-S-oxide reductase activity
Source: RefSeq, a predicted model, not a curated record